Molecule: messenger RNA, 2426 nt
Organism: Armigeres subalbatus
Lineage: Eukaryota; Metazoa; Arthropoda; Insecta; Diptera; Culicidae
Product: major facilitator superfamily domain-containing protein 6-like
Cellular component (GO): membrane
Source: RefSeq, a predicted model, not a curated record
UGAGGUUGAGCGUAUUAGUUUUGCUUGAUACGUCUCAGAGUUACGUUGGUGAAUCGGUCCCGCAGAUUAUGUGAAAGUGAUUCUAUUUACUGGUAACUAUGCCGGUUCCAUGUGUUUUUCUCCAUCAAUAUGAGAUGCUGCAGUUUUUGUCAUUCAUUACGUUUCUAAACUGAAUAGUGAAUACACUCCAUUGCAUUGAUAAGAUAAAUACAAAGUGCAGUGAUCUGUGUGCUCUAAAUAAAUUGAGCGGAUUCCACCCCAAACAAGCCUCUAGUUGUUCUUGGAAAUAGUUUCUUCGGGAUUCAGCACAAACGGUGACCGUUCACGAUGAUCAAAUAAUAAUCGUAAACACAGAAGAAACAUACGGUUUAGCGUCGAAUACUCUUAUCGCAUUAAACUUUGAUCAUAUCAGAGGGUCUAAUCUAUUGCCUACAUCAAAAUUCCAUUGCGUGGCUGAUUGAUACACUCACUGCUAAUUGGGAAGUGCUAGAAGGAAAUUCAAAAAAUGGGCAACAUAGAGGUCGACAAAAAGCUGCUGCCAAUGAAGGCGCACUAUUUCCUAUUCAAUGCAGGAACUGCGCCGGUUGUUCCGUACAUGCCGACCCUGGUACGACAACUGGGGUUCUCAACUGUCAUAGUGGGGACCAUCUACACCGUGCUGCCAAUCGUUGGUAUGCUGGUGAAGCCGCUGUUCGGCAUUAUUGCCGAUAGAUUCCAGCGACAAAAGUUACUGUUUUUGCUGUUCCAGAUCCUUUCGGCAGUUCCAUUUUUUCUGAUCAUGUUCAUACCGGCAAUACCUCAGGAAUCGACAGUCUCAUUUCAUUGUCACGAGGGUGCCUCCGAUCUAAGAUAUUGCCCUCCGAACGGUACCUCACUCGACAGUUGCCUUACCGAUGGAAUAGUGAACGACUCUACAAGUAAUUCAACUAUUUUAAGCUGCCAGAUGGAUUGUAAGACGGAACCAUGGAUGUGGGAUACAAUCUGUCAAUAUUGGAAGGUGGAGAAGUAUUGCGAUCCACAGAACAUACCAACGGAUAAUCAACUAAGACUGACGGGUCUGCUGCCAAUGAGCCACAUCGAGCAACUUGACAACUGCCUGUUCUUCAUGCUCAAAUCAGCCGAACUCGACGGCAACCAGGUGCCUUUGUACUGUCCUGCCAAUACUACCGAUUUUAGGACUAGCUGCCAAGUAACAUGUAAUAAUACCGAGAUCAUGGAAGCCAUCACAGAGACGAAGAUCAGUGACAGUGAAGCGAGAAAACUGUACCAGUUCUGGUUACUGUUCUUAUUUUUAAUCCUCAGCUGGGCCGGUAUGGCCGUUGUGGUUAGCGUUGGCGAUGCUAUUUGUUUCGACAUGCUAGGAGACAGACCCCAUUUAUACGGUAACCAGAGACUAUGGGGAUCGGUUGGUUGGGGGACGUUUUCGCUGCUGGCAGGGGUUCUGGUCGAUCACUUCUCGAAUGGAAAAGCAAGCAAAGACUACACCGUUGUAUUCUACAUGACUGUGAUUAUCAUUGCCGUUGACAUACUGGUUUCGUCAAAAUUGAAACACACUCAAACAAGACUGUCGACCAACAUUCUGCGGGAUGUGAGUCAAAUAUUUGUCUCAUUCAAGGUGGUGGUAUAUUUCUGCUGGUGCGUGCUGGUGGGUCUUGGUACAGCACUCAUUUGGAACUUUUUGUUUUGGCACCUGGAGGAUCUAGCCAGUCUGCAGGAAGGAUGUGGCCACACAACAUGGAUCAAAACGCUCGAGGGGAUCGUUAUGUCGAUUCAGUGCUUCGGCGGUGAGCUGCCUUUCUUUUUCCUUUCCGGAUGGACUAAGAAAAUUGGACACAUCCACGCGAUGAGUUUAGUGCUGUUGGGAUUCGGCGUACGAUUGCUGUAUUCACUUCUGGUCGAUCCAUGGUGGGUUAUUCCGAUCGAGUUCAUGAACGGCAUCACGUUCGGUCUUUUCUACGCCACUAUGGCUUCGUACGCCAGCAUCGUAGCACCACCGGGUACUGAGUCCACCAUGCAGGGUUUGGUGGGCGCGGUCUUUGAAGGAGUUGGAGUAUCACUGGGCAGUUUGAUAGCCGGCAAUAUGUUCGUCAAAGUUGGUGGUAGUGCGACCUUCAGAUGGUUUGGAAUUGCAGCAUUGCUGUUAUUCGUUGUGCAUGUUGUUAUCCAGUUUGUGAUGGAAAAACUGGGCCCCCGGGAUACUCGAAUAGCGUACACCACACCGGAGGACGCAUUGCACCAGUUAGAAGACGACCAACCAAUAGUUCCUUCGGAAAAAUAGGCAGCUGUCAUCAAUUAGGUAUAGAAUGCAACUAGUUGUAAUUGUUUCAUAAUUUUAUUGAUAUGAGAAUUAUUAUAUUUUUAAAUGUAUGUGUAAACUGGUACCACAAACAACGUGAUAAAAAUAAUAUUUGCGUUUUCUUUUUCUA